Synchiropus splendidus (mandarinfish) is the source of this 857-nucleotide messenger RNA. RefSeq names its product Ras-related and estrogen-regulated growth inhibitor-like protein. Bases 4 to 606 code for a protein of 200 amino acids. The transcript has 4 exons. Gene Ontology annotation, molecular function: GTPase activity; GTP binding. Lineage: Eukaryota; Metazoa; Chordata; Actinopteri; Syngnathiformes; Callionymidae. The record is from RefSeq and is a predicted model, not a curated record.
ACGAUGGACGUUAACGUGGUUGUGAUGGGGACGGAGAGCGUUGGCAAGUCAGCACUGACUGUGCGACUUUUAACCAGGAGGUUUAUCGGCGAGUAUGGAGAUAUCGAGUCUGUUUACUGUCGCAGUUUCAUUGUAGAUGGGAGAGAAUUUAACGUCAAUAUUUGGGAUUCGCCUUUUACUGAGGACGUGUCUGAGGUGUCGCUCCUCGAGAAGAAGGUCCAGUGGGCCGACUGCUUCCUCCUGGUCUACAGCAUCUGUGACAGAAGCAGCUUCACCUACAUCAGCAGACUUAUCCAGACCCUCAAGUCCUCCAGGGACUACCUAAGCGGCUGCAAGUCCUCCAUCGUCAUCGUGGGGAACAAGCGAGACCUUCACCACCGCAGGACGGUGCUGAGCGAAGAGGGUCGGCUCCUGGCUCAGAACACGGGCUGCCACUUCUACGAGGUGUCCGCUGCUGAGAACUACCACAGCGUGCUGAUGGUCUUUCAUGGACUGAUGGACCGGAUGAAGGACACAAAGCUCCCUGUGAAGAGACCUCUGGGCUUGAAGGGAAUAGUCAAGACCAUGUCGGCGGUGUUUGGGAGAAGGAGGAUUGAUUCCAUCUGAGUGGACUCAUGCGGAUGCCACUUUGUUGAAGGAUCUAAAGCCGGGCACGAGGAGACCCUUUAGCGGGUUUUUAAAGUCAGAACUUUCAGAUUGGAAGAGAUUCUUCGCACGUUCUUGUGCCUUGUGCGACAGCUGCCAAUGAUAUGAUGUGACUUAUUACUGUCGAACCAAACACUGCUGUAUUUAUUCUCCUUAACUUGUUUACAGAACUUUAAUAAAGGAUAACAUGCAUCAAAUGCUUGUGUGUCGGA